Messenger RNA from Heterobasidion irregulare TC 32-1, 753 nucleotides. RefSeq lists its product as uncharacterized. The transcript has 4 exons. NCBI's taxonomy places the organism in Eukaryota, Fungi, Basidiomycota, Agaricomycetes, Russulales, Bondarzewiaceae. The coding region runs from base 1 to 753 and encodes 250 amino acids. The record is from RefSeq and is a predicted model, not a curated record.
AUGGUUGGCCAACUGACACGAUCCGCGGGGCCUGAAAAACUGGAGACUGUGUUAGAUGACGUCAUCGAAAUGGCCUCUCUACCCCCGCAGGGGCCCGCUCGCCGCUCGCUGGCAGGGGCCGAGGGCACAUUGAGGGUGAUAGAAGCGACAUACCCUAUCAGUUCAGAAUGCAUCCUCGAAAUCUAUAUCGAGCCCCCCACUCUCUCGAUGAAUUUGAUUGGCAUCUUCGAGAACAGUAAGAAAAUAGCCUUGAAGAAUUGGUUCAUUACAGGCAGCCCAGCUCUAUCUACUAACAACGGCGCUACUGCCGACUUCAUACGAGACAGCAAAAAUGGGCCCCCCUACAUCGUGAUCCUGGCUCAUCUCUCCGAACUCCUGAAGGUCGGCUCUGUCAUCCCCUGUAUGUCGAAUCUUUUCACCGACCCAUUCUCGACCAGAUGCACGCUGGCCGGCGCCGCGCCGAUCUAUGUCCUCGUCCUCGCAUGUAAACUGUCUCCGAGCUGGCGACUUGCCGGCAUAAGUAUGUACUCCACCAUCCUACAAAUUGCACGCAAACGAGGUGGGGUGCCUCCACUGACAUGUCUGAUUAAGAAAGAUGUCGACAACCUCUUGAAGUGCCUUCGAGGAAAAUUUCAGUGCAACGGGCUCUCGCACCGCACACAUCUCAUACAAGCCUCUAAUCGGGGACAGCAUCUUGCCCCACUCACUCAGGCCCUUCAGCCUGCCCUCCAGCGUUUUUCGAUGCACAUCUGA